CUCUGAUGACCCUUCAAUCGUUCCCCUCAACUUCCUCCAUCCUCGCUUCCGCAUUUCAUCAGCAACUGUCUGACUUUCUGUCUUGCUCGCUGACCGUUGGCGGUUGCAGUACGUUUCACGAUCCAACAUGGGUCAGUAUUGGCAAUUCAUCAACAUCGACCGGAGGCAGACGAUGGACACUGUUGGUUUAAAACUCGGCGAGAUAAUCCACUGGACAGAUCCAACGACGUUGAUAGAGUUACUCGCCAUACCUCGCAAGCCCAAGCCUUACGAACGCUCUAUUGAACAAGGACAUAGCAAGGAUACGCGCGACCUCGGCGCGUUGGAUAUCCCGUUCGACGUCUUGGUUCGCAUAUUCGCCAUCAUCGACCACGAGGACAUCCUAGACGCUGCCUGUCUCGCUCUCACCAAUUCGUUUCUCCGCGUCAUUGGCCAGAAACGCAUGUACGACGAACUACUCGCGUACCAUGCUCCGUGGCACCUAGAGCGCAUCAUCUGCGUUGGCGACUACCUUCAAGGCGACGACCUGCCUCCUAACAUUUUGAAGGAGCACGAGAAGGAGUCGCUCAGCGGUGACUUUCCCGACUCUGAAUAUGGUCCGCACGGCGCGCGGCUGUAUCAUGCGGGUGAUACGUGGAUCAAUAUCUCGUACCCAAAGACACUCUGGCGCAAACGUACCUCUGUCACCAAGGGCCGGUUGUCGGGGGCUGAGCGCCGCGAAGUGCAUAACAUGGUACGCGCCGACUUCUCCUGGGACGGGAGGCGCGAGACCGAGUGGAUCCUGUGCAACUGGACGCGCGCGGAAUAUGUACGUACCAGCGGGGUCGCUAGGCUCACCGAUUCAGCCAUCGAUGGCCCCUGGACAGACAACUUUCUGAGCCUCGGGCAUGUCCUCCUCACGCAGAUCUGCUGGUCGUCGGAUCCUUCAAUUGCCAUGGCGUAUGAAGGUCCCCUCCAUCGUGGCCGCUGGGCAGGGCACUACAUCGCUAUCACCACCGUGGACCAGUUGACGGAGAACAUCAGUUUUUCGGCGAAGAAGAAUUGGGUCGACGUCACCAAAGAGGUUAUAGCUCAGGUGUUGGAGAUAUGGAGAGCUGACGAUCCCAGGGUGCUUGCGCCGCACCUCCGGCUUAAGGGCGCCGACGACGCCAGCGACAGCAUUCCGGAUGCCACGGACGAGGAAGACAGGGUGCAAAGUGAAGAGGAUCCGGAAGCAGCAGACAAAGGAGCACUGGCGGGCGGCGAGGUUUCGGGCGAUCGAGGGGAGGAUGGUGCGUCGAAGGACGGAGACAACGGGACAUCAGGCGACGAGGAACGAUAAGUUGCUUGCAUUUACUCAUGUGUCUGCCUGUAUCCACGUCUGCUGGUCUGGGUGUAUCGUCGAGCUACGUCGUGUGCAGUAUGGUGGUGAAGUACUGCUGUGUUCUCUCAAUGGUAUUGUGAGUGUGUACACUAUAUUUAUGCUUCGUAUCGCUGAGCAAUGCGUCGCCUGUGA
Messenger RNA from Rhodofomes roseus, 1495 nucleotides. RefSeq lists its product as uncharacterized. Lineage: Eukaryota; Fungi; Basidiomycota; Agaricomycetes; Polyporales; Fomitopsidaceae. The record is from RefSeq and is a predicted model, not a curated record. Bases 128 to 1321 code for a protein of 397 amino acids. The transcript has 3 exons.